AUGUACAAGUACCCCUGCGUCGCAUUUGCCGUGUGUUCUUUGGCAGCCUGCGGCUUGGCGCUAAGCGGCCUGCAUUGCAUCUCCCGUAACGACUGGCUACGAAAGAGUACGUUCGGACGCCAGCUGGACGCGACACCACACUUGGGUGUACUGCCUGGCAACAUCUAGCAAAGUUUGAUAUUCAUCACUCGUCAUGAGUGCACCGUCUUCUCGUCGAGAGCUGUGGGAUUCUUUGCAUAAUUUUCUUGUUGUCUUGGCUCUCUUCUCUUCCUGCAGAUACAUGCGAAAGCACCAAUCCAGAGCGCUCGACUUCACGAACCGCUCAGUCGUGGUCGUUACCAUGCAUGCGACUAUCCAGCACCAUUCGGCGUCCUCGCCAGCUUCCACUGUGCCUGCUCAACAUCUUCUUGCUCUAGUCAUUCCUUCGCUCCUUCCUCGACCGUUGCCUUGUGACGAGUGGCAUAUCAAUGCCCUCACUCUGCACCUCCUCCACUCUGGUGUCUUCACCCUUGUGCAAAAACCGGCUGACCCCAUUUGUUCGGUCCUCAAAACCAGCCUGCGGCUCCUGCGAGGCCAUCAUCCAGCGCUUCGAGUGGGUGAUGUCCACCAUCCUGCUGCUUGCACCUACUACAGGGCGUAGCCAUUUCGCUACCGGUGAAACCCGCUGGAAGUGCUGUCUAGCGGGAUGAUCAGGAUUACGAACGUCUUGAGUUACAUACUGUAGAGGAUCUCCUCCAUAACCGGCGCAUGUGUGCCGAGGUGGCCACACCAUGUAUCGAUAAAUCACACAGACUCACAGAUCGUCGCUUGCAAUUUAUA
Paraphaeosphaeria sporulosa is the source of this 819-nucleotide messenger RNA. RefSeq lists its product as uncharacterized. The transcript has a single exon. Bases 194 to 640 code for a protein of 148 amino acids. NCBI's taxonomy places the organism in Eukaryota, Fungi, Ascomycota, Dothideomycetes, Pleosporales, Didymosphaeriaceae. The record is from RefSeq and is a predicted model, not a curated record.